ACCGGGGAGUUCGUUGGCCGCCUGUUGCCAGCUCAGCAGCCACACCCACCCACGCCAUCCCUAUCCCGGUGGUUACUCCAAGUUCCCCUCCCAAACCCCUCAUCCGCUCCCCCGUCCCCUCUCCGCUCUGGUCAAUUCACUCGCCAAAGUCUCCGUCCGAUCCGAUCUCCCAACCCGAACCCUAGAGUUGCCGAGCCGUCCCCAUGGAGACGAAGCCUGUCGCGCCGGCAGCGGGGCCGCCGACUCCGCGGUUUAGGCUGGGGAGGCAGUCGUCGCUGGCGCCCGACCACGUUGAGGGCGGUGGUGCGGGCGCGGCGGAGGGGCCGGCGGAGGCUGAGACGAACGGCGUGAUGCGCUUCCAGCUGAUGUACCUGGCCCACGAGGGCAACGCGGAGGGGAUCCGCGAGCUCCUCGACGGCGGCGCUGACCCCAACUUCCGCGACUCCGACGGCCGCACGGCGCUGCACAUCGCCGCAUGCGAGGGCCACCCCGACGUCGUCGAGCUACUCCUCCAGCGUGGCGCGGAGGCCGCCGUCGAGGACCAGUGGGGCAGCACGCCAUUGGCGGAUGCGAUGCAUUACCAGAAUCAUGAUGUGAUCAAGAUCUUGGAGAAGCAUGGCUCCAAGCUUAAGAUUGCUCCUAUGCAUGUGAACAACGGUCGUGAAGUUCCCGAAUACGAGAUUGACCCAAAUGAGCUUGAUUUCACUAAUUCCAGUAAUAUAUCUAAGGGUACAUAUAGGAAAGCAACAUGGAGGGGCAUUCCUGUUGCUGUUAAGAAGCUGGAUGAUGAUCUAAUUAUGGACGAGAACAAAGUGCAGGCAUUCAGGGAUGAGCUAGAUGUGCUACAACUUAUACGGCAUCCAAAUGUCGUGCAAUUUUUGGGUGCUGUAACACAAAGCAGCCCAAUGAUGAUUGUCAUGGAAUUUCUGCGCAAGGGUGAUUUGCGCACUCACUUGAAUAAGAAAGGAGCACUGGCCCCAUCAUAUGCAGUGAAGUUUGCCCUUGAUAUUGCAAGAGGAAUGAGUUACUUACAUGAACAUAAACCUCAAGCUAUCAUCCACCGUGACCUUGAGCCUUCAAACAUAUUGAGGGAUGACACUGGACAUCUGAAAGUGGCUGAUUUUGAUUUGUGUAAGAUGCUAAAAUGGAGAAGAAAGGUUAGAGAAGAGAAAGCAGUAACUUCUCCAGGCAAUGCUUGUAGGUAUGUGGCUCCAGAAGUUAUGCGAAAUGAAGAGUAUGAUACCAAAGUGGAUGUCUUCUCAUUCGCUUUGAUACUUCAGGAGAUGAUUGAAGGAUGUCUUCCUUAUCAUGAUAAGAAAAAUGGUGAAAUUGAAAAGGCACACAUUUCUAAAGAAAGGCCACCUUUUAGAGCUCCUCCAAAGCACUAUGCUCACGGGUUAAGAGAGCUGAUUGAGCAGUGCUGGAGUGAAAAUCCUGCGAACAGGCCUGAUUUUAGAGUAAUCAUCAAUCGGUUGUCUGCUAUCCAAAAUGAAAUAGCUCAAAGAAACCGUUGGAAGGUAAAACCACUCAAAUGUUUCCUGAGCUUCGAAGGAAUGUGGAAGAAAGAUCGCAAUGAGGGAAGCACCACCCGUUCAUCACGUUCGUCGCGAUCCAAUUUUUAACCACAAGCCUGAGUUGCUGAUUUCGUUUGGAGGAUCAUGAAUUCAUGAUUGAUGGAACAUCAACUCACUGUAUAUCAAAUCGCCGUGUUCUAAACUCUCUAGAAAGAACAGUUUUUGUAAGAACCAUUUAAAUAAUAUUCUAAUUAAUCAACAAGAGGAUCAUUAUUUAUAA
Phragmites australis (common reed) is the source of this 1794-nucleotide messenger RNA. RefSeq names its product integrin-linked protein kinase 1-like. The record is from RefSeq and is a predicted model, not a curated record. Gene Ontology annotation, biological process: protein phosphorylation. Gene Ontology annotation, molecular function: protein binding; ATP binding; protein kinase activity. Lineage: Eukaryota; Viridiplantae; Streptophyta; Magnoliopsida; Poales; Poaceae. Bases 204 to 1622 code for a protein of 472 amino acids. The transcript has 12 exons.